AAAAUUAGCUGCGUUACGCGAACAGCAUGCAGAGUUCAUCGCCUCUCAAAAACGUGACGCUGAAGAAACAAUUCGACUAUUAAUGCCUUCGAUUGCACGUAAAAUAGAAAUAGAGAGAGCAAAAGAUGGUCUUGUAAUUUUGGAAGCUUUUUACGGUAACUUUAAACCGACAAUAAGUGGCGCUUCCGUACUAGACGAUCAAUCCGUUGUUGAUGUAACCAUACCAGUGCAGGCUUUAGUGAAUGAUUCACAACUGACAAUUCCGGGUGGUCGUUCGAAGCUCCGAUAG
Ambispora leptoticha is the source of this 289-nucleotide messenger RNA. Lineage: Eukaryota; Fungi; Glomeromycota; Glomeromycetes; Archaeosporales; Ambisporaceae. The record is from the annotation of a GenBank genome assembly.